AUGGGACAGUCCAACAAACUCGACAAUGACUACGCCCAAAGCACAUACGCCAAAGUGUGCUCAGAUCAUGAUGAAAAACAAUCGAAACCUGUCGUGGCCUCAGAAGACGAAGAAAAAAAGCUCAGCUCUCUACAGAAACACGUUCAAUUCUGGGACCGCGACAAUGACGGCAUCAUCAACCCAUGGGACGUCUACAAUGGCUUCCGCGAACUCGGGUUUGGCCUUUUCUUCUCAAUAGGCUCUCUUCUCAUCCCCAUCUUCUUUUCGUAUCCAACACGGCUCGGUCAUAGUUGGCUGCCUGACCCCUUAUUCCGUAUCUACGUCAAUGACAUCCACAAGGCCAAGCAUGGCUCUGAUACAGACAUCUUCGACUUUGAUGGGAACUUCAGCCCUGAGAGAUUCGAGCAAAAGUUCCAACGGUUCGACACCUCAGGCGAUGGGGCCUUGACUGCUGAUGAUCUAUGGAGAUUAUGGGCCAAGGAUCGCUGUGCAGCAGAUCCAGCUGGUUGGACUUUUGCUUUCAUGGAGUGGUGGACAACAUAUGUGCUUCUCCAGGAAGAUGGGAUCCGUAUGCUUGGAGGACAGAACGGAUAA
Molecule: messenger RNA, 594 nt
Organism: Fusarium musae
Lineage: Eukaryota; Fungi; Ascomycota; Sordariomycetes; Hypocreales; Nectriaceae
Exons: 2
Coding region: 1-594 (197 amino acids)
Molecular function (GO): monooxygenase activity; calcium ion binding
Source: RefSeq, a predicted model, not a curated record